Messenger RNA from Emiliania huxleyi CCMP1516, 2145 nucleotides. RefSeq lists its product as hypothetical. The transcript is spliced from 12 exons. Gene Ontology annotation, biological process: chloride transmembrane transport. NCBI's taxonomy places the organism in Eukaryota, Haptophyta, Isochrysidales, Noelaerhabdaceae. The record is from RefSeq and is a predicted model, not a curated record. The coding region runs from base 1 to 2145 and encodes 714 amino acids. Gene Ontology annotation, molecular function: chloride channel activity.
AUGAACACGCCGAUCCCGGUCUCUCGGCGCGCCAACCUACGGAGGCUGUCUGAGGAAUUCGCGAUCGUAGUCCAAGAGGCGUUCCACGGCGAGUCCGAGCUCAAGGCACCCGCCUCCGUCUCGCUCGAGGCCGAGGCAGCCACUGCGGCCGCGGCGGGCCUCGAGGCGGACCUCGUCCUCAUUCACCCGAGCGGCACGAGCGGGACCCUCGCUGCCGGUCUCGAUGAACUCAUCCAGUCCCUCAAGCGGAUCGGUCUCCAGCCCGUCGCCGCAAAGGGCACCGGCUCGCGGCUCCUGCUCAUGAUCACGGCUCCGCUAGAGAGGCUUGAGCGCGAGGCGGAGCGGCUCGAGAUGGACAUGCUGCUGCUCGACGAGGCCAAGUCGGAGACGGACCACCAGCGCGGCCAGCCCGCCUAUCGCGGCUUCACGCGACGGCGGCGCGAGCAGUUCGCCCUCAAGCAAGGCCGCCUCUUCUCCUCGCUCGAGCGGCAGCGACUCAUCUUUUCGAUGGUGGAGGCGACGGCCGAUCGCGUCCUCACCGCCUACCUCCCUCUCCACGACGCCAAGGAGCGCCGCAGCCUCCACCGCGGCUUCGCCCUGCAGAGCAUCCGCAUCUGGCCCUGGCGCGGCGGCGUCCUGCGCACCCGCCGCCGCCUGUUUCCGGACCUCGGCCUCUGCCAGAUGCCGCUGCACCGCGUGCGCGACUACUACGGCGAGAAAAUCGCCUUCUACUUCGGCUGGCUCGACCACUACACCGGCUGGCUGUGGCUGCUGAUGUGGGGGUCCCUCGCGCUCGAGGGCAUCUACCUCUUCGACGGGUGCGACUUCCUCGGCUCGGCGGCGCUCUCGCCGCCCGAGCCCGCCCUCUGCCCGGGCGACGAGGAGCGCACCCCUAGUAGUAGCACCGUCACACAUUCGCUCUGGGUGGUGGUGGCGGCGCUCCAAGAGUGGCGCUCUUGGAAAGAGGACCGCACCUCCUUCCUCGCGGAGACGUGCACGACCAAAUCCGCCUUCACUCUCCCCCUCUCCUCCGUCGUCAUCGCGCUGCACGCUGUGGGCUCGCAGGCACAGCACACGCUCGCCUUCCAGCAGCACACGCUCGCCUUCCAGUGGGACGUGCUCAACUUUGAGCGCGACGAGGCGCCGCGGCCGCGCUUCGUCCAGGCCAUCCAGCCAGCCUUCCACCGCAUGAAGUCCAUCACCAAGCAGCGGGGCUUCUACAUGGCCGGGAGCGGCACGUCGCGCGUCCGCCGCUUCGUGCCGCACCCCGCCGGCGAGGAGAUGCUCGUCCUCUCGCCGCCCAUGAAGUGUCCAGGAAGUGUCCAGGAAGUGUCUUUAGGCGACGAGAUGCUCGUCCUCUCGCCGUGGCGGCGGCUCUGCGUCUUCUUCUGCGUCGGCGCGCCGGUGCUGCUGCUCGUCGCCGCCACCACCGUCGCGGUGAUGCUCUCCAUUUUCUCGUUCCGCGCGCUGCUCCGGCUGGGGACACAGUUCGAAGGCGAGCCGACGCCCACAUGCGUUGCGAGCAGCAUUGCCGCCCGGGCAACUCCCGUACCCGUUGCCUGCAACACCUACCUCAACUCGCAAUGGGGUCCCUUCAUCGGCGCGGCGCUCAACACCGUGUGGAUCUCGGUGAUGAACGCGCUGUACAAGCGGCUCGCAGCCUGUCUGAACGGCCUCGAGUACCACAGGACAGACACCGAGUACGAGGACGCGCUCAUCCGAAAGUCCUUCCUCUUCCAGUGCAUCAACUCUUACGGCCCGCUCGUCUACGUCGCGUUCGCGAAGCCGAACUCGCUGACGCUCUUUGGCGGGUGGGGGUACACCGACCCGUACGGCGAACCGUACGCGGACACCUGUGGCGCCCGAGGCAGGGACUGGUGGGCCUCGAUGAGCGCCGGAUCGCGCUGCAGCGCCGGCGGGGACGGCGGGGGCGAGGACUUCAUCUUUGUGCGCGACGACUGCUGGUCCGAGCUCCGCGUGACAAUGCUAUGCUUCAUGAUCUUGAAGCCGCUGUACGAGCUGCCGCUGCAAGAAAUGGAGUUCCGCUACGCGAUCGAGCGGCAGGCAAGGGGCUCCGUGCACAAACUGCAGGCCGCGCUGGACAUCUCAUACUACUUUGUGAUCGGCGACUCAUCUGUGACCUAA